ACUCAACUCUCAAAUUUUGGAUAUGAAUACAAUAUGUAGAGAUCAGAUUCAGUGGAGUAAAAGCGCGCGAAAUCCAAGCACAACAUUUGUACAACAUGGUGGACGAAACAGCACAAAACGUUCAAUUCCAUGAAAAUGACUUGCCUGAAUUAUUGGCUCAUUACUACAGAAGAAUCUUUCCGUAUAAAUUAUACUAUCAAUGGCUAUGUUAUGGUGAAAUCGGACGCUCGAAAUACUUCUCUCAUCGUGAGUUCUCGUUCACUUUAAAAGACGAUAUUUAUAUUAGAUAUCAGUCGUUUACUGAUCAAAAGGAUUUAGAAAAAGAAAUUCAAAAAAAAUGUCCCUAUAAAAUUGACAUUGGUGCUGUCUUCUCGCAAAAGCCAAGAGACAACAAGUUGACAAAGGCGAACAAUUUUCAAGCACAAGAAAAAGAACUAGUUUUUGAUAUUGAUAUGACUGACUAUGAUGAUAUACGAUCAUGUUGUAUGGGAGCUAGUAUAUGUAACAAAUGUUGGCCUCUCAUGACUAUUGCCAUGAAAGUUAUUGAUAAGGCUCUUGAAGAGGACUUUGGUUUUGAGCAUCGUCUAUGGGUUUACAGUGGUCGAAGAGGUGUCCAUUGUUGGGUUUGUGAUGAAGCAGCCAGAAAAUUAUCCCAAAGCUCACGUUCUGCUGUUGCUGAAUACCUUAGUGUUAUAAAGGUCUGAGAAAUAGAAAGAAUCAAUUAAAAAGUUAAUUUGCCAAUAAAACUCCAUCCUUCAUUGUGGAGAGCAUCAACCAUUUUGGAGAGUGAUUUUAAAACACUAUUGUUGGAAAAACAAGACAUUUUAUCUGAUAAAGAAACUUGGAAAAAAGUUCUGGCACUUAUUCCUGAUGAAAAUGUAAAAAAGAAUUUGAAUCUGUCGUGGGAGAAAAGUCAAACAUCAACAGAAAGAUGGGAAAUUCUUGAAUCGGAAAUUGAUAAAAAAAUUUCAAAUCAUCGACUGGAGAUCAUUUUUCAAUAUUGCUAUCCCAGACUUGAUGUGAAUGUUACUAAAGGACUCAAUCAUUUGCUGAAAAGUCCUUUCUGUAUUCACCCUAAAACAGGUCGUGUUUGUGUUCCUAUUGACAUCACGAAAGUUGAUCAUUUUGACCCAUUCACAGUGCCUACAAUAAGUCAAUUGUGUGAAGAAAUCAAUGACAUUUGCCAAAACACGUCAAACGAUGAAAAUAUACAUCAGCAAAAUUUUCGAGGUUAUAAAAGUUUAUUGUUGCGAGAUGCUAUGGAUGUGUUUGAAAGAUUUAUACUUAAGCUUGACAAGGAAAACCAUGAUAGGAGAACGAGAAAGAAAGAAUCAAACGAGAAAACAAUGGAAUGGUGAAAUAUGGAUUAAAUGCUCAUUUAUAAUUGGCUAUCUAUUGUGUAGUUUUCUUGGAAUCACUUGGAAUGUGGUAUGAAAUAUCUGAUAUUGAAAAUGGAAAUAAAUGACUUUGAAAAUGUAGGUUUUUUCCCCGUUGAAACCAAAAACCGAAAAGCAAAUGGAUAAUGAGUAAUACUGAUAUAUUAAUGAAAUUUCAUUUUUAAUUCAUGUUCUGUAUGUAAGAUAAAGCUCUACACUUUA
Molecule: messenger RNA, 1598 nt
Organism: Xenia sp. Carnegie-2017
Lineage: Eukaryota; Metazoa; Cnidaria; Anthozoa; Malacalcyonacea; Xeniidae
Product: DNA primase small subunit-like
Exons: 13
Biological process (GO): DNA replication, synthesis of primer
Cellular component (GO): alpha DNA polymerase:primase complex
Source: RefSeq, a predicted model, not a curated record